AACCCCCUUUUCAUUAUUCCAGCAAUAAAAUUUCAAUUGCUUUACCCCUUUUAAUUUUCUUAAUUCAAUUAUCAUUUUUAUCCCUUAAAGUUAGUUUUUUUUUUUAUUAUUUGAAUUGUGUUUGUAUAUAUACGCUGCAAGUUCGUCCUCCGGUUAGCUACGCUUUAAUUUAUUGAUUUUUAGUCUUUGGGGUUUGUUUUCUGAGACCAUGUGAAAUUUUUGUUUUGAUUUCUGAAUCUGGUGAAAAAAGAUAGAAAAGUUUCCCCUCUGUUUUGUAUUUACAUGUUCGAAUUCAUUUCAUGAGAUAUCGAGUAUCAUCAACAGCUGAACAGCAUCAAGAAUCAUGUCUCAGUACCACGGGGAUGAAAUGGAGUAUGUUGCAGACGAUAGUGAAAUGGCAGAGGUAGAAGAUGAUAUGUAUUUCCGUGGCAGAGGAUUUGGUGAAUCGGAUUCUGAUAAUGACGAAGAUGACGAAUAUGAUCUUUUGGAAAACAGAAUAACGGAUACCACUGCUGCUGAAGCGAGAAGGGGGAAGGAUAUCCAAGGUAUACCUUGGGAUAGACUGAGCAUUAGUCGUGAGAAAUAUAGACAAACUAGACUAGAGCAGUACAAGAAUUAUGAAAAUAUACCACAGUCAGGGGAAAUGUCUGAGAAGGAAUGCAAACCAACAGAUAAAGGGGGGAUGUAUUAUGAUUUCUGGCAAAAUACUAGAUCUGUGAAGUCAACGAUACUUCAUUUCCAAUUGAGGAACUUGGUUUGGUCGACAUCAAAGCAUGAUGUAUAUCUUGUUUCACAUUACUCAAUUGUUCACUGGUCUUCAUUAAAUUCUAAGAGAUCUGAAGUCUUGAAUGUGUCAGGGAAUGUAGCACCGGUUGAGAAACAUCCUGGAAGUGUCUUGGAAGGUUUUACUCAGACACAAAUUAGUACACUGGCUGUACGAGAUAACUUGUUGAUUGCUGGAGGCUUUCAAGGAGAACUUAUUUGCAAGUACUUAGAUAGGCCUUGGGUUAGCUUUUGUUGCCGAACUACAUAUGAGGAUAAUGCAAUCACAAAUGCUGUUGAGAUUUAUGAGCAUCCAAGUGGAGGUGUUCAUUUCAUGGCUUCAAACAAUGACUGUGGAGUCAGAGACUUUGAUAUGGAGAGAUUUCAGCUUUCAAAGCAUUUCUGCUUUCCUUGGCCAGUAAAUCAUACUUCAUUGAGUCCUGAUGGGAAACUACUUGUAAUUGUUGGAGACAACCCAAAAGGGAUACUGGUGGAUUCUCAAACGGGAAAGACUAUCACACCUUUAUGUGGACACUUGGAUUACUCAUUUGCAUCUGCAUGGCAUCCUGACGGCUGUAUAUUUGCUACCGGGAACCAAGACAAAACAUGUCGUGUUUGGGAUGUUCGGAACUUAUCAAAGUCUGUUGCUGUUCUUAAGGGAAACCUUGGAGCUAUACGUUCAAUACGUUUCACAUCUGAUGGGCAGUUCAUGGCAAUGGCUGAGCCAGCUGACUUUGUGCAUGUCUUUGAUGCAAAGCAUGGUUUUGAAAAAGAACAGGUGAUCGAUUUUUUUGGGGAGAUCUCUGGUGUAUCUUUUAGCCCUGACACAGAAUCACUUUUUAUUGGUGUUUGGGAUCGCACUUAUGGAAGCCUUCUGCAGCUCAGUCGACGCAGAAACUACAUGUAUCUUGACUACUUGUAAAUUUGUAACCUUAUACCUUGUAAUUACCUACCUACAGCUUAGGUCGUGUUGGUCAAGUGUUUAGGAAUUUGAGUAUUGUCGUACCAUCUUACCAAAAGAAGAAAAAUUGGUGGAUUGUCUCACCACACAAUGUAGAACAUGGCCUGAGGAUGUUACAGUUGUUUGUUGUACACCUUCAUGCUGAAUAACAUUGCCAAUGUCUGUUUUUAGUCUUGUGAUGCUAAUAAUGAAAGCAAUUGAAGGAAGUUUGU
Messenger RNA from Abrus precatorius (Indian licorice), 1935 nucleotides. RefSeq lists its product as uncharacterized. Lineage: Eukaryota; Viridiplantae; Streptophyta; Magnoliopsida; Fabales; Fabaceae. The coding region runs from base 344 to 1684 and encodes 446 amino acids. The transcript is spliced from 10 exons. The record is from RefSeq and is a predicted model, not a curated record. Gene Ontology annotation, molecular function: protein binding.